UUAUGUCUGUGUCGAAGUCUGUUCCACCUUCAUCCUGUGGUUUCCUCAUGUAAAUAAUGGUUAGCGUUUAGGCUAAGUUAAGACCUGGGGUAGCGGAGUUAUUUGGUUUGGUAUUGUGGUUGGGUUAAGCACCUUUAAAGACGAGUGUUAGGUGGUAGGGAUAUGGUUAGAUUCAGGGUGAAGUGAGGGGACCCGCAUAUCGAUUGUGAAACGGACUUCAGUUCAGUACCGGCCUGAGUUUGACCCUCACCGAUGAGUGCACAUGGAUCCAUGUGUGUAUCAGAUGUUCAGCUGGAUUGUUGUAAAAUUGACUGUGUAAUUGUACGCGGAGGUUAAUGUCAGCGCUUGUGUUGUGCCAAAUAACGUAAACGCGACAUUAAACGUCUGUCAGUCAGAGCAGCCGAGCUGUCAAUCCUGGUUUAAGUUAGCCUGACCGCUAACCAACGGCUAACGUUAGCACCGGGGCAAAGAGCUGAUGACAGCAGUCUGUCUGCAGAACAAACAUCAUGCUUCCCCGGGCGGGUAAAGAGUUCCUUGUUCGGAUACAGUUCUUCUGGCGGCCGCUUUUCCAGGGCCGGUACCUGCUGCUCACCAACACCCUGAGUGGAGGAGGCAUGCUGGCGCUGGGAGACCUCCUGCAGCAGAGCCGGGAGACCCGCAGAGAGCCAGACAAAGUCCGAGACUGGACAAGGACAGGUCGCAUGUUUGUGGCAGGCUGCUCCAUGGGUCCACUGCUGCACUACUGGUACUUGUGGCUGGACAGAUUUUUUGUGGGCAAAGCUAUGCUCACGGUCGGCAAGAAGGUUCUGGUGGACCAGCUGAUCGCGUCACCGACCAUCGGGUUGUGGUAUUUUGUAGGUAUGGAUCUCAUGGAGGGACGCACUUUAUCUGAAGGAUUAGAGGAGUUCAAAGACAAGUUCUGGGAAUUUUAUAAGGCGGACUGGUGUGUUUGGCCUGCUGCUCAGAUGAUCAACUUCUACUUCCUCUCGCCCAAAUUCCGCGUUCUGUAUGUCAACGUUAUCACAUUAGGGUGGGACACCUACCUCUCCUACCUCAAACACAGAGAUGACAGGCAGCAUGCUGACCUGGUGUCAGACAGCAGUGCUGUGGAUGUGCAGCAGGAAAUGUCCAAACCUCUGGAGGAGAAAACAUAGAGUAGAGUUCAUGCUCAGCUGUAAGGUUGUUCAUCGGAGGCAAAAGAACAUUCUGCUGUUUUUAUCUGUUAAAACAAAAAGCUGUGAGACCGUCGAGUGCAUUAGAGUUUGUGUCAUUCUGAUGGCCUCCUCCCUCCAACUAACCACUCCUCUCUCAAGUUUAAAUCGACCAUGUUGUUUGUCUGGAGUCAGAGGAGACAUGACUGCUGAAGUGCUGGACCACUUUUCCUUUACGUCUGUAGAAUUUUAAUGUGUCUCUGUCCAGAUUGUCUGUUUACGUCUGAAUGAUGUGCACUCCUGUAGGAGCGUUCAGGGAUGAAAAGCUGUUUCACUGCCUGAAUCCACUGCACUGAAAUCAUCCAGUUUCCAAUUGUUGAGAGUGGUUGUAGACAGGAAGCUUGUAACGCCAACGGACAAGUCAUUUCCUAAACUUCUAAACAAGUAUCAUCUUUUUCGUGUGUAAACUUUGCCUUAACAUUCAGUCCAGUACUACAUGCCAAAUAGUCUCUACCUGGUCUUCAGCUUAUCUCUUUCAGGUUCCUAUACAAUGAUGCAUGAUUGUGACUCUAUAAAGUUAAUUAUUGUUAAAUAUAAGAACUUCUAUAUUUUAUAUCUCAUAGAAUCGUCAACUGUUUGCGUAAACUUGAUCCCUGAGAGACUGAAGGUGUGAAAUGUAUUUAUUUUCAUACUGUGCAGUAGUGGCUGUAAAUAUAACACAAUGUGUGGUACUCCAUAUCUCCAGCAGCUAAUUUAUAAAUGAAAUACUUGUGGUUUUGGCAGGUCAGAUGAUGAAUCAGUUUAUGUGAUGAUAGAAAAACUGCAUCAGUGGUGUCACUCACUGAGCAUUUAAUUAGGAACACUGCACUAAUACUGGGUAGUUCCUCCUUUUGCUCUCAAAACAGCCUCAGUUCUUUGUGGUGUGGAUUCAACAAGAUGUUGGACACAUUCCUUUGAGAUUCUUCUCCAUGUUGACAUGACUGCAUCGCAUCGUUUGUACAGAUUUAUCAGUUGCAUAGUGGGACUCCUGUCCUACUGGAUUCAGAUCUGGUGACUGAAUACACUGAACUCAUUGUCAUGACAUUUGCUUUGUGACAUAGAGCAUUAUCAUGCUGGAGGUAGCCAGUAGAAGAUGGUCGAUUGUGUCCAUAAAGGGAUGAACAUGAUCAGCAACAAUACUCAGAUAGGCUGUGUAUUCACACCAGGAUUGGUUGGUAUUACAGUUUGUUGACACAAGGCAGGUUGGGCUCAUGGGUUCCUGAUUGGAUAAUUGCAGAUGCAGAGGUGUUCCCAAUAAAGUUCUCAGUGAGUGUGUAUUUAAUUUUGUUGACAUCAUCUUUGGCGCUGCUACUUUGUUGAUAAAACAGAUUUACUGUAAAGGUGAUCUGCCACUCGCUUCCAUUGAAAUGUACCAUUAGCAACUAAAAAACAAACAUCACUGAAGUCUUUAAAAAAAAUCUGAAUGCUAAUGAACUGUAUUGGUUUUAUUGUUUUUUAUUGUUGAAUUUUAGAAUCACUGUAAAUUGUUUAAAAAAAAGACAUGACAACAAGAAAAUGAAAUGACAUUGACCAGAUCAUAUUUAUAUAAAAUAUAUUCAACAGAAA
Molecule: messenger RNA, 2756 nt
Organism: Lates calcarifer (barramundi perch)
Lineage: Eukaryota; Metazoa; Chordata; Actinopteri; Centropomidae
Gene: mpv17l2
Product: MPV17 mitochondrial inner membrane protein like 2
Exons: 6
Coding region: 507-1154 (215 amino acids)
Biological process (GO): mitochondrial ribosome assembly
Cellular component (GO): cytoplasm; membrane
Source: RefSeq, a predicted model, not a curated record